This is a messenger RNA of Suillus bovinus, 1356 nucleotides long. RefSeq lists its product as uncharacterized. Bases 1 to 1356 code for a protein of 451 amino acids. The record is from RefSeq and is a predicted model, not a curated record. The transcript is spliced from 9 exons. NCBI's taxonomy places the organism in Eukaryota, Fungi, Basidiomycota, Agaricomycetes, Boletales, Suillaceae.
AUGUUUUCUUCAUGCAGAUCAACCAGCGCCAGUCUCCCUACUCAAUCUUUUUGGGGAAAGUUCAAGAAAAAAGACAAGGAAAGCGAGUUCCGGGAGAGGCAAGCCCAAAUGGCGCUUGCACGACAACGACUCCUCACACUUGCUUACGAGGAUAUGGAGACAGUGAGAGUGCUACCUAAUAGUUUCCCCGAACUCGAAGCGGUAGCUAGAGAUUGGACAAAACCUCCCCCAGAUGCCGUCUUCGGCCUGCGUGUUCCUGUUGAAUUCGCAUCCCUUCAUGCCUCUCGGCUGGUUUCCGGGCCUUAUAUCUAUUUGACAGGCGAGGAUUCAUACCAAAUUGCGAUAAUGGGCGUGCAGGGGCUGCGGGUGGAGAUCGUAAGCGACGCCCCUCCGCCACCUGAUGAACCACCGCCACCACCUCCGCCGCCAGUCACGGAAAUGCCUGCUACGUUCAAUCUGGAGCUCGUGCCCGGCCAACACGUGGUCCUAGAAACAACCGUUGCUUCUGCUGAUGACGUCGAUAUGGCCCGCAUGGAAGACGGUACCGUUGUCGAUGGCCAGUUCUGGGGCAAGCUGAACAUAGUGCAUGACGGCGGCACUCACACUGUCGACUUCACAGGCACCCGUAUACUCAACCCUGACGUCCCACCCGACAUGCUGUUCGAUUCGCGUGUCAUGAGUAAACUCACGACCGCUGCCAAGCCUUCUUCUGUCAAAUGUCACCUGAGCAUCCUUUCACCCGCACAGCAGUAUUGCGAUGUCAUUCUCUCAGUCAACCCGCUAUGGAGGCUUGAACUUACAUGGCCUCCUGCGCAACCAGUUAACGAAACCAAAGUGAAAUAUUUUCUACGUGUUCACCCUGGUGGUGCGCUCGAGCAUUUUGAGAGUGAGAUGGUUACGACGUCGUUAUAUUACGAAGCUGUACCAGACCCAACGAUGGUCGACCCUAAUGAUUUUAUUGCACCCCGAAACGGAUACGCUAUGACUUUCCGAGAUUUUGUGCCCCACCUUAUGAGCGUCCUAGACCAGCUAGGCAUGUCCAUGCAUGCGCGAACCAACUUCAUCAAUAACAACAUCUCUGCAUUUUCAGCCCACAAAAACAUUGCCUACCGCUUCCUCUCCCCUUCGAAGAUCGCAGCCGCAAUUGACAUUUCAGUUACCUCUGACCCCUGCGUCUUUACGCGCCUAUUUCUUAUCUUCCGCGGGUUAUCGGACGACGAUGUGGGACUGUUUGCAGGUGCAGGCGAGAAGGAAGCGAAUUCGGUCAACUGGAGGGAGAUUGUGGGUUGGAGCGAGAAUUCGAAGGACACGACUCAGUUUAGGCUUCUUGAAACUUCUGUGUUUGAAGUUACCUAG